Rhododendron vialii is the source of this 1033-nucleotide messenger RNA. RefSeq lists its product as uncharacterized. NCBI's taxonomy places the organism in Eukaryota, Viridiplantae, Streptophyta, Magnoliopsida, Ericales, Ericaceae. The transcript is spliced from 2 exons. The record is from RefSeq and is a predicted model, not a curated record. Bases 18 to 821 code for a protein of 267 amino acids.
ACCCUGCAAUUGGAGUUAUGGGUAAUAAGAUUCAUAAGAAUACGAGGCUGAUCAACAACACGGAUGAAGUUAUGGAGAUCAGGGUGUUUCGCGGAUUAAUUACGGGCAUGGGCAAGAACUAUGUCAUCGAAUCUCAUCAACACACCGACAUCGACGGGACAAUGUAUGACGGGGCCGACAGCCGAGGAGGGCCGCUUCCUUCAGUGAUGAUUUUCUGUGACCGAAGAAUCCCUCUGAGAUCGUCCAAAGGAGAUUUGGUGUUGCCUGGAGAACAAUUUUUUAGUUUCAAAACCGUAACUAUUGAUCAAGUACCGGAAGACCAAAAUUCGACUGGAGUUGUCAACUACGAAGUUAAAUUUCAAGAACCACGAGAUGCCUCUGUCGUCAGCGCUAAGUCUCUUAAGGCUAUGACCCUGAAUCCUUCAAAGUUAUUUGCCAAUAAUAUUGUCCAUGAUCCGGAGACUUCAUUAUUGAAUAUGGUUCUGAAGUUCUGGCCCAGAACCUUUACAGAUUUGAACCGCAGAGAUGAUUUGGAGAGAACCGUUGGUGUUGUGAAUAAUCUAAUGCGCCAAGCGAAGUUGUAUAACGUUGAUCGAUCAAAAGUUGAAGUUGCCAAGGUGGUGGAGAAAGUUCGUGUCCUUAACGAAUUGUGCGCCGCCAAGGUGGAAUGGUAUCGCCCUUUAUUCCCGGGGAUGGAGAAUCAAUUUCCGCCAGUGGCGGAGACGAUGGCUGAAGUUGAUCAGGAGAAGCUGAAAAAGUUUGCAACUACCAUCGAACCUCUGCUACGGCAGCCAAACUCCUUGCUUGGAAGGAGCAGCUGAAAGUCAUGUCUCUUAGGGAACUGGAUAUUUAUUCUUAUGAUGACUGUUUGUGGGCUAUUUUGUUAAACUUCUGCUCUUUUGUUCUAACGGGUAUGUAGUUUAUAUCUAUCCAAUUUACGUAGUUGUGGUUUGUAAUGCGGUGAAUGCCCGCAUAAUUAACUUUGACAAUCUUUCAGUGAUUGGGUUUGACUUAUAUCUUGUUCGGUUAAAAA